AUGAGACUCGUCGCUGCCCGCCUAGCAGGCCUCGCGCAGAGGCGGGGGUUUGCGUCGACGCCCCGGCGGCAGGAUCACUAUGCCUUUGUCGGUCUCGGCCAGAUGGUAGGUCUCGAUGCGGUGCCCCCGGCUUCCCCGGCCCAGAAGACGGCAACCCAGCUGACGUGGCGGCCUCUGCAGGGCUACCAAAUGGCCAAGAACCUCCAGUCGAGGCUCAGGCCGACCGACAAGCUGUCCGUCUUCGACAUCAACCCCGAGGCCAUGAAGAGCCUCGAAAGCGACGUCAAGUCCGCGUCUGGCGGCGCAAAGGUCGAGCUCGCCCCCAGCGCGUGGGCGGCGUCCAAGGAAGCCGACACCGUCAUUACCGUCCUCCCCGAACCGCAGCACGUCCAGGGCGUGUACAAGUCCAUACUGACGGGCGCGCUGCCCAGAAAGGACCGCCUCUUCAUCGACUGCUCGACAAUCGACCCGUCCACGUCUCGCGAGGUGGCUGGGUCGGUUUCUGCCGCCGGACAGGGCACCUUUGUCGACGCCCCCAUGUCGGGGGGCGUCGUGGGCGCCGCGGCCGGCACGCUGACCUUUAUGCUGGGGGCCGGCGCGCACGCGGUCCCCCGCGCCGAGCCGACGCUGCUGCGGAUGGGCAAGCGGGUGCUUCACUGCGGCGAGCAGGGCGCCGGCCUGUCCGCCAAGCUGGCCAACAACUACCUGCUCGCCCUGAGCAACAUUGCCACGGCGGAGGCCAUGAACCUGGGCAUCAGGUGGGGCCUGGAUCCCAAGAAGCUCGCCGGCGUCAUCAACGUCAGCACCGGCCGCUGCUGGCCGAGCGAGGUCAACAACCCCGUCAGGGGCGUCGUUGCGAACGCGCCCGCGGCACGCGACUACGCCGGCGGAUUCGGCAUCUCCCUGAUGAAGAAGGACCUGAGGCUGGCCAUGGUGGCUGCCAGGGAGGCAGGGGCCAAGAUGGCUCUGGCCGACGCUGCCCUUGGCGUGUACGAGGCUGCGGAGAGGCGGGAUGAGUGCAAGGGGCGCGACUUUUCGGUUGUGUACAGAUAUCUCGGGGGCAAGGAGUAG
Molecule: messenger RNA, 1071 nt
Organism: Metarhizium album ARSEF 1941
Lineage: Eukaryota; Fungi; Ascomycota; Sordariomycetes; Hypocreales; Clavicipitaceae
Product: 3-hydroxyacid dehydrogenase/reductase
Exons: 2
Coding region: 1-1071 (356 amino acids)
Biological process (GO): L-valine catabolic process
Cellular component (GO): mitochondrion
Molecular function (GO): 3-hydroxyisobutyrate dehydrogenase activity; NAD binding; NADP binding
Source: RefSeq, a predicted model, not a curated record